Messenger RNA from Prosopis cineraria, 2552 nucleotides. RefSeq names its product rust resistance kinase Lr10-like. The record is from RefSeq and is a predicted model, not a curated record. Bases 72 to 2126 code for a protein of 684 amino acids. Gene Ontology annotation, biological process: protein phosphorylation. Gene Ontology annotation, molecular function: protein kinase activity; ATP binding; polysaccharide binding. The transcript is spliced from 3 exons. NCBI's taxonomy places the organism in Eukaryota, Viridiplantae, Streptophyta, Magnoliopsida, Fabales, Fabaceae.
UUCAAAAGGAUAAAUAUUAAUGGAUGAAUUGUAGAGACAAUUUUCAAAACACCAACUUGGAAUCGUAAAGGAUGGGCGGAGAGAAAGGGUUAUGGGCUUGGGAUUUUCUGUGGCUCACUCUCUUUCUGAUACUAAUGGAUGGAGUUAUGAGCUCUCAAGUGCAGAACAAAUCCUGUAGUCCGUCUCGCUGUGGCAUUAUCACAAACAUCUCAUAUCCAUUUCGACUGCGAGGCGAUCCAGCGAAUUGCGGCGAUCCGAUCUUCGAGCUAGCUUGUGAAAACAACGUCACUCUUGUUCAUUUGUACAGCCGAACAUACCGUGUGCUGGGAAUCAACUACAACAACUUCACAAUCCGACUCGUAGAUCCUGGAAUCGAGGAGGGAAAUUGCUCCUCCCUCCCUCGAUAUUUCUUAUCUCUAUCCAAUUUCACCGACGAUGCAUCCAGAGAUCCUUACGAUUGUUAUACAUAUGAUGCCUCCCGCACUGAGUUAUACUUUCGCGGGUCCUUUGAGUUCCUUUCAUUCAAGCACGUGGGGUACCUGAACUGCAGCGAUCCAGUGAGGGACGACGCAGCGUACCUUGAUACAGCUUCGUGCCUGAAUUGGGAAUCCAGAAAAGGAGGUCAUUUGUAUGCUGUGGCUGGAGAUUUACGGGCUAUGCAGUUCAAAUCAGGGUGUAGUCUGAAAUUUGUGGCCACCACCUCAUUGUUGGUGCCUGAUGGAAGUAAAUCCUACGCUGAAAUUCACAGAAUGCUUUCUUACGGAUUUGAGGUUUCAUGGUGGAGGCAAGCUUGUGAGAAACGCCUCUGUGGUGGUCCCAUGCGAGGAAAUCUCUAUUGUUGUAGGACUGGGUGGCUGUCAAAGCUGCGCUCAUUUGCAGAAGGAUUUUGCAUUGGGGUUAUACGCACAAUGUACGUCACUAAUGAAAUAACAAAUCUUCGUCCGUCCAAAUUAAGAAUAAUCAUUGGAAGAGUUGCUUUUACAUACAUCAUAGCAAGACUUUUCUUUGGUACUGUAUUCCUAUUUACGCUGCUGCUUUAUACAUGCCAUGGAAAAUACUUAUUUAUGAAUGAAGUUAUCGAAGAUUUUAUACGACUUCAUGACCUCAUUCCAAUAAGGUAUUCCUACAGUGAACUAGAGACAAUGACCAAGGGUUUCAAGAAUAAAUUAGGUGAAGGAGGCUUUGGAACAGUAUUUAAAGGGAAGCUAAGUAGCGGACCAUUUGUUGCUAUCAAAAUAUUGGGUAAAUCUAAAGCCAAUGACCAAGAAUUUAUUAGUGAAGUAGCAACUAUUGGAAGGAUACACCAUUCGAAUGUGGUACACCUUGUUGGGUUUUGUGCAGAAGGAUCAAAACGUGCUCUUGUAUAUGAAUUCAUGUCUCAUGGAUCUUUGGAUAAAUAUAUUUUUUCCAAAGAAGAAAGCAUCUCCUUAAAUUAUCAUAAAAUACAUGAGAUAUCUCUAGGAGUGGCUCGCGGAAUUGCUUACCUUCAUCAUGGUUGUCAUAUGCAAAUAUUGCAUUUUGAUAUCAAGCCCCAUAAUAUUCUUCUUGAUGAUAACUUCAUUCCAAAGAUUUUAGAUUUUGGACUAGCAAGAUUAUAUUCUGUUGAUGAUACUACCAUAACUUUGACUGCAGCAAGAGGAACGAUAGGAUACAUGGCUCCUGAACUAUUCUACAAGAAUAUUGGGGGUGUGUCUUAUAAGGCUGAUGUUUAUAGUUUUGGAAUGCUUUUGAUAGAAAUGGCAAGCCAAAGAAGGAAUUUGAAUCCGCACGUAGAACAUUCAAGCCAACUUUAUUUUCCCUUAUGGAUUUAUGACCAAUUUGAUGAAAAGAAAGAUAUACAAAUGGAAGACAAUUUGACAAAGGAGGAAAAAGAUUUAGCAAAGAAGAUGUUCAUAGUAGCACUCUGGUGCAUACAACUAAAACCUACUGAUCGCCCUUCAAUGAAUAAAGUGAUAGAGAUGUUGGAAGCAAAUAAUGUCGAGAGUCUUGAAAUGCCUCCUAAACCUUCUCUAUAUCCUAAUGAAACAAUUUUAGUGGAUGAUGGAUCCAACUCUAACCAAACAACACCAACUAUCUCGGUACAUGCUCAAAGCAUUUCAAGUGAGGGCAUAAGUGAUGGGAUUUAAUACUUUGUCAGAUGAAAAAGGAGGUGGCAAAUAUGGUAUUGUGUUAAGGGUUUACAAAAGCAAUUGUCAAGGAUUCAAUCUUCAAGAAGGGCCCAGUUGCCAGAUGAGGGAUCUCUUGCUUAUGACAUCAUGUGUCCCUUGUUUCCAUCUUUCAAAUUUUUUUUUUCACUUUGUUUGUAGUGAGUAAUGCUUGUGGAUUUCCUAAUGCUUGUAGUUAAUUUGCGCUUCAUGUGAUUUUAUUUUUUGCAGGUUUUCUUUCUUUACAUGCUCUGUGUUGUGUUUCAGGUAUUGUGGAUUUUUUGGUUUUGGUAGCUACUAUAAUGAUCGAUGCUAUUUCCAAUGCACCAUGUAUAAUAAGUCUGUUCAGUUUGUGUCAACCUCCACAUAGAGUUGUUUGAGUCGAAACGACGAUGUUAUCGAGCCACU